AUGGAUUUCAGCGUCGGAAAUCUCUCAAGCCCGCAUACCCGCCAUGGGAUACUCUGUUGGACGGCUCCGGGGCCUACGGGGCGUAUGAGCGUCAGCGACCUAGUGCUGCUGAAGGUGCUCGAACACUACAACAUCACUCACCCCCUCCGUUCCACGAUCCAGCUCCGCACCUUUCGCGCCUCCUUCCCUCCCCCGCCAACACCGACGCAAGACACAGCCCUCGGCGGCGGAACCUUCGCUGCUCCCCAAACCUCGGCUGGUCCGACCCGCGUCCUCACGACAAUAACGUACUCUCAGCACCUCCCUCCCGUGCGUGAGGUGCCGAUGCCCCUCGGAGCCCGCGACGAUGUGACCUACCUCUUCCUCGAGGACCGGGGCGUGACGGCUGCCCAACCAGCCGGCCCGGGUCCGGGGGAGGUGCGCGACGGCGUAGCCCCCGACCCGCCAGCACAUCCCGAGAAGCAGGAGCGGAAACACAUGAUGCUCGCGGUGCGCCCAGCGACGAGUGUCAUGCCGACACUGCAGCAGCUCCUCUCGCCUUUCGUUCUGGGACUGUCCAAGAGUGCGAGAGUGCAGGCGAGCACGACGGCACAGGCUGCCGCCCCCACGCCGCUGAGUGGCACGCCCUUUGUGCUGACCUCGUUGGCCUUCCCGCCAGCAAUGGGCACGACUAUGCCGCCCGUCGCCCUCUCCCUCCAUGUGUUGCCAGGCGGAACGGCGCAGACCAUCUUCCUCGAGGCCGAGUGGGACGCGCCCCUUAGCGGCGAGGGAGCAGUGAGCGGCGGAAGGCGAGAGAGCGAGGCAGGAAGGAAAGACUCGGCGUACCCCGUUCGCGUCGAUACCGGGUUCCUCGAGACGGACUCUGUGGCCGUGGGCGUGCUGAAGGAGUUCCUGGACGGAUGCGUGCCCGAGGCUGGCGAGAGACGGUACUGGAUCUGGGAGAGGGAGGAUCCCGAGGGCUGGGUCGGGAUCGAGAAGAACAAGCGCACCGCGUUCCUUCUCGCCCGAGCGCUGCGGGAGAGCGGCUUCAUCUAG
This is a messenger RNA of Trichosporon asahii var. asahii CBS 2479, 1035 nucleotides long. RefSeq lists its product as uncharacterized. The coding region runs from base 1 to 1035 and encodes 344 amino acids. The record is from RefSeq and is a predicted model, not a curated record. The transcript has 3 exons. Lineage: Eukaryota; Fungi; Basidiomycota; Tremellomycetes; Trichosporonales; Trichosporonaceae.